Messenger RNA from Somion occarium, 1597 nucleotides. Lineage: Eukaryota; Fungi; Basidiomycota; Agaricomycetes; Polyporales; Cerrenaceae. The record is from the annotation of a GenBank genome assembly.
AUCACCAGACUUGUCGCGUACAACGACCCGACAUCCUGCAGAUGCGUGUGGGGAACCUCUCCCCAUAUACGGCUGACUGGGUUUAGUAUGUCGAUACGCACCUAUAACCUGCCUUUGACCCCAAUUCACCCUUCAAAGUCGCGUCCUUGACGUAGUCCAAGUCGAUCACUUCAUGCUCUCAAGGUUCACUUCUUGGUCACGUCCAGUUCUAACACGAGGCUUAGCUUCAGCUUCUCGUGGGCGUUCGGCCAUUCUCGAGAAGAAACCUGACGAUGUUGUUGUCACGUUUGCGAAGCGGACUGCGAUGGCCAGGGCUAAGAAGGGACAGCUGAAGGAUGUUCCUGUUGAUGAGCUGAUGCACGCGUUGUUCAAGGCGACCUUUGAGAAAACGAAGUUGGACCCAGCGAAGAUUGAAGAUGUAUGCGUAGGAACAUGUCAUCCGCCGUCCCCAUUAUAUGUCUCAAGAGCCGCUGCUCUUGCUGCUGGUAUCCCUGCAGAAGUACCCAUCUCUACCGUAAACCGACUGUGUUCCUCUGGCCUGCAGUCCAUUCGGAGCAUUGCACAUGCUAUUCAGGCGGGUGAGAUAUCCCUCGGAGUAGCAGUUGGUGUAGAGAGCAUGACUCUCAAUCCUCGUCCAACACCGGAGGUGGUUGAAGCCGUCAGUUUCAACGCACAAGCCCAUGACUGUACUCAGCCCAUGGGGUGGACGUCUGAGAUGGUCGCUGAGACUUACGGCGUUAGCAGAGAAACGCAGGACCAAUACGCUCUCAUCUCCCACACCCGAGCAGAGAAGGCAUCCUCACAAGGCAUUUUUGCACAGGAAAUUAUACCGGUAGAAAUUCGUGGUCGCGUUAUUUCGGUGGACGAUACGAUACGCCCGGGUGUUACUUUGGAAUCACUAUCCAAGCUAAAGCCCGUGUUCCCAGAUUGGGGUAAUGCGACAACCACCGCUGGGAACGCAAGCGGUGUAGGUGACGGAGCAGCUAUUUGCAUACUGACCACAAGAGAACGGGCUGAGAAAGAUGGGAUGGAAAUUCUUGGCAAAUACGUUGCCAGUACUUUCAUCGGCGUUGAACCUCGUUACAUGGGGAUCGCGCCUGUGUUUGCUAUUCCCAAGAUACUGCAGCAAACUGGCCUCACUAAAGAGGAUGUGGAUGUCUUCGAGAUAAACGAGGCGUUCGCAUCGCAGUUCGCGUACUGCGUCGAACAACUAUCUAUCCCGAUGUCCAAAAUCAACCCCAACGGUGGUGCUAUCGCUUUGACGCACCCUCUUGGAAUGACUGGUGCCCGCCAGGUCGCGACCGGCCUUGCUGAACUUCGCCGUAGAGAUGCGAAGAUUCUUUGCACGAGUAUGUGUAUUGGAAGCGGGAUGGGUGGGGCCUCUAUCUUUGUCAAUGAAGCAUAUCCAUAGCGAGGCGGCUCUAACGAAAGGUGCACAAAAGAAGAACAGAGUGACAGUAGUUGAAUUCAGCAUUUAUACCACAAAGUUCCUCGUAACGGGACAGUUCAUGGAGGGUAUUUCAGGAAAUCUCAUGAUAUUGAAUUAUAUGACGAAGUGCUACAUCCAGGAGGGUGACAAUACAAAUGAGAAAUAACC